Messenger RNA from Astrephomene gubernaculifera, 2555 nucleotides. The record is from the annotation of a GenBank genome assembly. NCBI's taxonomy places the organism in Eukaryota, Viridiplantae, Chlorophyta, Chlorophyceae, Chlamydomonadales, Astrephomenaceae.
UGCACGGAAAGUUACAACUAAGGCUUUAUCUUUGUGGCAUUACAAGCAACAAAUUCGUGUAUCCUCGCUACUGUCUAGAGACCCACAAGGUUCACACAUCACAGUGAAGCCAUUAGCCCUUUCUUAUUGACCUCCUCGUAACUUCGUUAACCUAAAGGACUUGUAAAGCGGAGUUGAGUAUAACUGCGCUUGAGGUUCGGACAGCUUAUAGGCUCUGACCCCCGAAAUGAACGGCUUAAUACGAGACAGGACUAUGUCGGCAUUGUUCUUUAUCUUAUUGUGCACGCUCUCGGGCCGUUUGGCAUUCGCGGCUGACCCCUACGUGUCAUUGACAACCGACGAUGGCACCACCUACUCCUUCCACCGGACCGACGAUCCAAUUUCAUCUGUCGGCGCAGCUGAAGCUUGCGCUGCGCUAGGCGGCCAGCUGGCCUCCUUCACCUCGCGCGACCAGGUCCUUGCAUCUCUCUGGUCGCAGCAAGUCGUCGACGCCGCAGCGAGCGCGGACACCACCCUGCUCUGGACCGGACUCAAGAUUUCCUGGCCUCCAGCCGGCACUAUUAACCGUCGCAUGCUGCGCGAUAACCUUGCCGGAGUUGCUGACCACGACAGCGAGGAGCUCCUUGCCCGUCUCAUGGACCAAAUGGAGGCCAGCAACGACCCUGUGCCGACCACAACCCGCGACGGCCGUAUGAUCCCACAGCUUGUCCGCGCUUGGAUGUUCCAGCAAAACCAGCAGCGCUCACUCCUCGAGAAGCAGACCUCAGCCAUUUCCGGCUUUGCCAUUGGUCGCCGUGGCCUUUCCAGCGCUGGCAGUGACAGCGAUGAGUCGCCCUAUCUCAAGAACGCACAACUCACCUGGGCUGACGGAAGCGACACGGACUUCAUCCUUUCCAAUCCGACCAACAUGGGCUUCCUGGCUUGCAACCGGAAGAAGGUUUCGGAGUGCUGCGGCGCGGUGUUUGACAUUGGUCCCGACCCCUACCCCGGCGCCGAGUUCCCCACCGUCUUCUUCUACCCCUGCAACUCCUCCAAGAUCUCUGGCGCCUCGCCGCCCUCGGGCUUCAUCUGCCAGGUUGACCCCGUUGCGGAGCUGGAGGCACCCAUGGCACCGUCCCCCAGCCCUGCUACCAAGGCCUGCCGUGCGGGUUUCGCCACCAUCACCAAGGGCGGCUCUAUCACCUGCAAGCGCUGCAAGGCCAACACCUACAGCGCCGACGGCCUGGCCUGCAAGAAGUGCCCUGCUGGCAAGAAGUCGGGUCGGGGUGCCAGCAAGUGCACUUAGGAGCCGAACUAGGUGCCGCCGGCUGCUUCUGAGCUGCUGUGCAGGCUGCCAGCUACUCCGCUGUCGCGAUGUCUUGCCUUGCCUUGCCUGACUUCCAGGCUGUUAAGCUUGUCUCCUCCUCGCCUUAAGGCUGCGUUUAGGCUUGGUAGGCGCGGUAUGAGGAGGCAGCACCGCAUGAGGACAGGGGAAGUGGAAUUUGAGGGAGACAGGAAGGCCGUCUAGUGGAAGGUCGGAGCAGUGCGUUAGGUUUACUGCCGUGAGGGAGGUUGUACAUAGUCGUCGUUGUAGCUGAGGGGUUGCAGCUGCCCAUGGCAUGGCUGCGCAUUCCCACGGGAUAAAGUGUGAGGAAUUUUGUUGGCUGGUUGGUUGCUGUUUGAGUAAUCUAGAACAGAUGCAGUAGCAAGCGAAAAGCAUGUUGCAUGCAGGUUCCUGGGUGAUGCUCCUGCUUGGGCUUGGGCAACAAAAGAAUAAGUGGCUCUAAGGACGCAUGGUGCUGGUUCUGGAUGGGUGGCGACGUUGUAUAAGUUGUAUGCUUAUAUACGAUUGCUGCCAUUUGUUGCCCUUGGACCCGGCCGGAGGGUAAGGCUUUCGAGGCGCUUAAUGAACCAUGUCCGGUUCAGACGAGGCGCGCGCGUGUGUGUGGACGUGCCCAUGAGUUUUUGUGUGUCGAUUCUUAAUACUAGGUCCAGUAGUACUGGACGUUCCUUCUUCAUUUCCCCUUUUGUUAGCGUAGGGUUUCGUCUGUUUAAGGCGAGGUGGGUAUCCUGCUAUGUUGCCAUAGUAAGGGGACCUCCUCUUCCUCCCUGAGAUGCCUGGGAUAGUCUCGCAUGGCCCCCAUGCGUAGUGCGUGAUUUAGGAAUCUAGCAAUACUUGCCCAUCUACUCUUGCUCUCUUUGCCCGUUAUGUGAUGCUUGCGGUUCUAGCUGCCUGCAGACAUUAGUCUUUUCGGGCAAGAGUGGUAUGGGAUUAUUAGAGCCCAUGUCUGUGCGACUUGGGCAACAAUUGAUUGUGAACUGACCCGUGGGUCACGGCGACGGUAAUGUGUCACCGGUUGACCGUUGACGGUUGUUUAUUGUCAGGACAGGAAAGAAAGCAAGCCCGCAGUAAUGCGUGUUUGUCCUAGCGAGUGUUCUCUCAGGCCGUUAGGGUUAGUUGUGUACAGGUUAGGGUGCGUUAGUGUGCCGUUGCUUCUCAUUUGUAAAGGCGGUGGCCUUUUAGGAUGCUAGGACGUGGGCGUGGACUCGCCCCCCGUGUUGUUGCAGUAGCGUGC